This is a messenger RNA of Coccomyxa subellipsoidea C-169, 960 nucleotides long. Its product is annotated as cell division cycle protein 14. Gene Ontology annotation, molecular function: protein tyrosine/serine/threonine phosphatase activity. The transcript is spliced from 7 exons. Gene Ontology annotation, biological process: regulation of exit from mitosis; microtubule cytoskeleton organization; protein dephosphorylation. The record is from RefSeq and is a predicted model, not a curated record. The annotation marks the transcript as partial. NCBI's taxonomy places the organism in Eukaryota, Viridiplantae, Chlorophyta, Trebouxiophyceae, Coccomyxaceae.
AUCUACUAUCCCUUCUUCAAAGAUUUUGGACCAUUAGAUCUGGGCCUAGCGUUCCGAUUCUGCAGAAAGACCGCCCAGCUACUUCAGGAAGCAGAAAGCCAGGGGAAGCACCUCAUCUUUUUUACAGGACCUUCCCCACAGUACAAAGCCAACGCUGCUGUCCUGGUGGGCAUUUUCCAGGUGAUGCUACUGCAGCGCUCAGCAGAGAGAGUCUGCAGCCUCCUGCAGACGAUGGAGCCGUUUCUUCCAUUCAGAGAUCCCUCUCGGGGCCCCUCCUGCUUCGACCUGCAAGUCUAUGACUGCGUUCGGGGCAUUGCAAAAGCGAAGGAGGUGGGCUUUCUGGACUGGCACCUGCCAGAGAGCUCCUUCAACCUGGCAGAGUAUGAGCACUAUGAACAGGUCGAGAAUGGCGACCUCAACUGGAUUGUCCCAGGGAAGCUGCUGGCGUUUUCGGGGCCAUCUGCUUCACCGUAUAUGAUAGGCACGUAUACCACGCACACGCCGGAAGACUACCACAAGUAUUUCUCGCACAAGGGCAUCACAGCCGUCGUGCGCCUGAACAACAAGCUGUAUGAUGGGGAGCGGUUCACGAGCGCGGGCUUCAACAUGCACGAGCUGUUCUUCUCCGAUGGCAGCUGCCCCUCCGAGAAGAUCCUGCAGACCUUCCUGCACAUCGCUGAGACCGAAAAUGGCGCGUUGGCGGUGCACUGCAAGGCGGGGCUGGGCCGCACGGGGGUGCUGAUCUGCGCGUACAUGAUGAAGCACUACGGGUUCACGCCGGAGGAGGCCAUGGGCUACAUCCGCAUCUGCCGCCCCGGGAGCGUCAUCGGCCCCCAGCAGAACUUCCUGAUCGCCAAGGCCAAACAGCUGCAGCAGGAGGGCCGCGCCUUCAGAGAAGCCAGACGGGUGCGCAGCAGCAGGCUCCUGUACCGCACAAGCCAUAGAUAUCCACGAGAUUAA